AUGCCAGCACCGGCUCGCCAGAACCGCUCGCGCAACGGCAACUGGAUCAUCUCCAACGGCGGCAACGUCUUCUAUCGCGCUGACAGUCUUACCCGCGAAGGGUCGGCUGCCCAGCAGUCGUCACCGACUCUUCCCGCGCCCCUCAUCGGCCCAAGACGCACCAGGCCUCACGCCAUCCACAUCGUCACCUACCCGCCCGGCUACGUCCCACGCGAGUUGCGGCCCAAGCCUGCCAGCAAGUCCAAGAAGGCGGCCGAUUCGCUACGGUCGCGUUCCAAGAAGGCGGCCAAGCCCGGGUCCUCCGACGCCCAGAACUCCGCCGACGCCGGCGGCAACGUCGGCAGCAGCUCCAGCAGCCGGAGGAGAACGCCCGCGCGCCCUCACCCUUGUCAUCGGAUUCAGAUCCCAAUACAACCAUCCACAAGCCUUAACACUCACCUGCGCCAGCAGAGCUCCUUGCGAAUUGAGGCCCACAGCCAGCUGCGACCACGGCCGCUACGGCAGCACCAGCAGAACCGAUACAGCCUACCGCUUCCCCAGGCGCUAACGGCGUUGUCAGCACUGCGAUUCUCGGACGACCUCGACGCGAGCCUCGUUAGGCCCACAAGUGCCAGCUCCAGGUCCAUCACCGCCGACCACUUGGCCUCUGUCUCCUCGCCACCCUACUCCGCCAUCGCAAACGCCCACGCCAUGGCCGCCAUGAUCCCGCCCGCCGCCUACCAUCUCGGCGGUGCCGGCGGCAACAGUAACCGCAAUAGCCUCAUGUCGGUCCGCUCCGCCAAAUCGGCUGUCAGCUCCCUCGUCGCCGAGGUUCCCAAGCCCGUUGCCUCCGGCAGCGGCGUCACGUGUUCCAUUCUCAUGGCCGAACCGAACGUCUUCCUCUCUGGCUUUGACCACGACCACGACACCCAGCGCGAGAGCUCCAGCGGCGGCACAGCCCUGCUGCGCGGCAAGCUUCACCUCUCUGUCAGCAAAAACGUCAAGAUAAAGGCUGUCCAGCUCAAGCUCAUUGGUCGCGCCCGCACCGAGUGGCCAGAGGGCAUUCCCCCGCUCAAGCAGGACGUGGUCGAGGAAGAGAGCCUGCGCACCCAAGUCUUGACCUUUUUCAACGCCAUGAACGACGGCUGGGAGACCGAGUACGGCAACCAGUGCACCUACCAGCUCCGCGCCAGCUCCGCCACCUCCAGCUCCACCAACCUGGGGACCAUGCCCCGCGUCCACAGCCUCAAGCCCAUCUCGACCCCGAACCGCGGCGGCCUGACGGCCAAGGAGCUCAAGCGCCUGUCUCUGCAGAGCGUCCAAUCGCGCAGCUUCGGAAAGGGCGACAGCGGCGUCGCCGUCUCGACCCAGGCCAAGGGCUUCAAGAUCUUCUACCCGGGCACCUACGACUACUCCUUCGAGCUCCCCAUCGACCACCACCAGCUCGAGACGACCAAGCUGCAGUAUGGCUCCGUGCGCUGGGAACUGCACGCCACUGUCGACCGCGCCGGCGCUUUCAAGCCCAAUCUACACGGCAUGAAAGAGGUUUCCAUUGUACGCCUGCCCGACCAGAUGUCUCUCGAGACGACGGAGCCCAUCUCCAUCAGCCGGCAGUGGGAGGACCAACUACACUACGACAUUGUCAUCUCGGGCAAGAGCUUUCCCAUCGGCUCCAAGAUACCCAUCGCCUUCAAGCUCACCCCAUUGGCAAAGGUCCAGAUACACAAGCUCAAGGUGUACGUUACCGAGACCAUUGAGUACUGGACCAACGACAAGCGCGUCACCAGAAAGGAUCCGGGUCGCAAGAUUCUGCUGCUUGAAAAGUCCGCCGGCAAGCCCUUGGAUUCCACCUGGGCCUCGUCCGACAUGAGGACGGUUCGAGGCGGCGAGCCGAGCGCCGAAGAGCGCCGCGACGCACGCGAGGUGGCGCAACUCAGACGUGUCCUCGAAGCGUCAAGGACGCGUAGCUCACCCGAGCCGUUGCCCGAGCCUUCGGCCAACCUGCUCGGCGACCUCGAACUGGGCCUGGAGAGUAUGUGGGGGUCAACGGAGAUCGAGGCCAACGUCCAAAUCCCAACCUGCGAAAUGAUGGCCAAGAAUAAGGACUUGAAGCUGCAUCCGGACUGCAGUUGGAAGAACGUCAAUGUCUUCCACUGGAUCAAGAUCGUCAUGCGUAUUAGCCGGGUGGACCCAGAGGACCCCACGGGAACCAAGCGACGACAUUUCGAGAUCAGCAUCGACUCUCCCUUCACGGUCCUCAACUGCCGAGCUACACAGGCCAACACCAACCUGCCUGCGUACUCGGGCCCAGUUAGCCAGCCGUCGCCGUUCCAAGCAGCAUGUGGUUGCCCGGAUGCCGCCUCGGUAGCCACCGGCAUCUCCCCAAGCUCGUCGACAGGGACGUUGCUGGGGGGCGAACCGAUGACUGACGUACUGCCUCUUCCUCCUCAAGCAGCGCAUCUGCCCAGCCCGACAGCCGCAAGUUUCGCCACCGACCUGCAGAGCCCCAAUGCGUCUGCCGAAGGGCCUGGCGCUUACGAAGACGCACGCCCAAUUCACCUGAUGCGAGCCCCCAGCUUCGAUCCCCCGGCGUUCUAUGCCGACAUCGCGCCACCGCCCGCUAUUGUCAUCGAGAAUCCAGAUGCCGUCGUGACGCCCGCCAUUCUCACCCCGCCUCCGCAAUAUGAUGCUGUGGUUGGGACCCCGAGCGUCGAUGGCCUCGCCGACUACUUUUCGCGCCUUGCCCGCCAUGGCUUCCCCGACGAGGAAGACUCGAACUCGGAGUCCGAGGAACUGCCGACGCCAGGUGGACGGAUGCCCAGCAGGAGCAUGGAGAUUCCUCGCCCGUCAUUGACUCUCGACUUGGACAGUCUCCCUGAUCGAUCCAGAGAACCUGCCAUCCCGGGCCUAGCGGUUUAA
Hirsutella rhossiliensis is the source of this 2898-nucleotide messenger RNA. RefSeq names its product putative arrestin-related trafficking adapter C2D10.04. Gene Ontology annotation, molecular function: ubiquitin protein ligase binding; protein-macromolecule adaptor activity. The record is from RefSeq and is a predicted model, not a curated record. Gene Ontology annotation, cellular component: cytoplasm; cytosol. NCBI's taxonomy places the organism in Eukaryota, Fungi, Ascomycota, Sordariomycetes, Hypocreales, Ophiocordycipitaceae. Bases 1 to 2898 code for a protein of 965 amino acids. The transcript has 5 exons. Gene Ontology annotation, biological process: ubiquitin-dependent endocytosis.